CAACUACUCCCCUUAUCAAAUAGUGUCCACAGUGGAGUGGGACAAACAAUAUGGCAGCCACCUGGAGAUACCUCAAACCUGGUCCGCAUGAGAAAUCAGUCCCUAGGACAGUCUGCUCCUUCCCUUACUGCUGGUUUGAGGGAAGGGCUUCUUAUGACAGCUCUGUCAGUGAUGAAUAGAUGAAUGAAUUCUUAUAUGUUCAGAACUUGCAACAUGUGUUCCAGACCCUUCAGCACAUAAGAGUCGCAAGAUCGCAGCAAUGAAGUAAAGAAUGUGCCGUGUCUGCUGCAAGCGAGGAGACCAGCAUACCUCCGAGACAGCAGAAACAAAAGAAUGUGCUACAGUAUCUGAAGAAUCUGACAUUUGCUUUGUCUUACAAAAGAGUAAAGGAAUUCUUCAGAAUUUGGCAAAAUGAAAUUUCUAGUUCUUACAGUCACGGUAGAUUUUUUUUUUUCUAAUUUUAAAUAGUGUUGUACCCUGUGUGUCCAAGGAAUUGAUUUUUAGUUAAGCGUGACUGUGUUUUUUAAAGGAAAUGUGACCUGGAUUUUGUGAGCUUAUUAUACACAGUAAAUGAAGGCAGCUGUUGUAGUUUACUGAUCCCUUAUAACAGCUCAAGUAAAUUGAAAUAAAGCAAAACAUGGAAGGGAGAAAAUCUGAGUUAAAAUCUACUCUUUGGUCUUGCAUUGAGUCUUCAAUUAAUAUGUAUUUCUAGACAGUUGUAUAUAUGAGGGGAAGGAGACAUCCAAACUUGAAAAGACAGGAAAAAUCUGUUUAGCUUUUCUAAAUGUGACUUGCUAAAUCUGCCACAAAAGAGGCAGACAGAGCUAUAUACAAAUAGUCAGAGACCCUGGCUGCAGUUCUUCAUGACAGGCAAAUGAAAGACCAUGUCCUAUUUUUAGAGAGCAGGGGGGAGGGAGAAAAGUUUGAAAAUAAUGGACUUAUUUGCCAGUUAGAGAGCAAAGCUAGCCAGAAGCAAGUGAGCUUUCGCAGGAAUUUAUGAUCAGCAGAGUCACAGAUAUGGAUGAUUCAAGUAUUCUUCGAAGAAGAGGGUUGCAGAAGGAGCUCAGUCUCCCCAGAAGAGGAAGCUUCUGUCGGACAAGCAACAGAAAGAGUUUGAUUGUAACAUCCAGCACAUCUCCAACGCUCCCACGACCACAUUCCCCUCUGCAUGGACACCCAGGUAGCAGCCCUUUGGACAGUCCCAGGAACUUCUCUCCGAAUGCACCUGCGCAUUUUUCCUUUGUUCCUGCCCGAAGCCACGGACACAGAGCAGACAGAACGGAUGGGCGUCGCUGGUCCUUGGCAUCUCUCCCUUCAUCCGGAUAUGGAACAAACACUCCCAGUUCAACCGUUUCAUCAUCAUGCUCAUCUCAGGAGAAGCUGCACCAGCUGCCCUUUCAGCCCACGGCAGACGAACUUCAUUUCCUGACAAAGCAUUUCAGUACUGAGAGCAUCACCGAUGAGGAAGGGCGUCACUCUCCAGCCUUGAGGCCUCGAUCUCGCAGUCUCAGCCCGGGUCGCUCCCCAGUUUCCUUUGACAGUGAAAUAAUAAUGAUGAAUCAUGUGUACAAAGAAAGGUUUCCAAAGGCCACGGCGCAGAUGGAGGAACGGUUGGCUGAGUUCAUUGCCUCUAACGCUCCUGAGAAUGUGCUGCAAUUAGCAGAUGGGGUCCUAAGUUUCAUUCAUCACCAAGUUAUUGAACUGGCCCGAGACUGCCUAGAUAAAUCACGUGAAGGUCUUAUUACUUCUCGGUACUUUUAUGAGCUGCAGGAAAACUUGGAGAAACUUCUCCAGGAUGCCCACGAGCGAUCCGAGAGCUCAGAGGUUGCUUUCGUUACUCAACUUGUGAAAAAGCUGAUGAUUAUCAUUGCGCGACCAGCUCGGCUGCUUGAGUGCCUGGAGUUUGAUCCUGAAGAGUUCUACCACUUGUUGGAAGCUGCAGAAGGCCAUGCCAAGGAAGGGCAAGGAAUUAAAUGCGACAUUCCCCGUUACAUUAUCAGCCAGUUGGGACUUACCAGGGAUCCCCUGGAGGAAAUGGCCCAGCUGAAUAGCUAUGACAGCCCAGACACUCCUGAGACAGAUGAUUCAGUUGAGAGCCGCGGCGCCUCUGUGCAAUCAAAGAAAACUCCAUCCGAGGAAGAAUUUGAAAAUAUUAAACUGAUCAGUAAUGGAGCUUAUGGAGCGGUGUAUUUGGUGCGACACAAGACCACCCGUCAACGUUUUGCUAUGAAGAAGAUCAACAAACAGAACCUAAUUCUGAGAAACCAGAUCCAACAGGCUUUUGUGGAGAGAGAUAUCUUGACUUUUGCUGAGAACCCCUUUGUAGUCAGCAUGUUCUGCUCCUUUGAGACCAAGCGCCAUCUCUGCAUGGUUAUGGAGUAUGUGGAAGGAGGUGAUUGUGCUACACUUCUCAAGAACAUUGGUGCCCUACCUGUUGAUAUGGCCAGGAUGUAUUUUGCCGAGACUGUUUUGGCGUUGGAGUACCUACACAAUUAUGGGAUUGUUCACCGUGACCUAAAACCUGAUAAUCUCCUCAUAACUUCCAUGGGUCACAUUAAACUAACUGACUUUGGACUGUCUAAAAUCGGGUUAAUGAGUCUUACAACUAACCUCUAUGAGGGACACAUUGAGAAAGACACCAGGGAAUUCCUGGACAAGCAGGUCUGUGGGACUCCAGAAUACAUUGCACCAGAAGUGAUCCUGCGGCAGGGCUAUGGGAAGCCUGUGGACUGGUGGGCCAUGGGAGUUAUCCUCUAUGAGUUUUUGGUUGGCUGUGUCCCUUUCUUUGGUGACACACCUGAAGAACUCUUCGGACAAGUGAUCAGUGAUGAAAUUGCCUGGCCAGAUGGUGACGAUGCACUGCCUCCAGAUGCCCAGGACCUCAUUUCUAAGCUUCUUCGCCAAAAUCCUCUGGAAAGAAUAGGAACAGGUAGUGCCUUCGAGGUGAAACAGCACCGGUUCUUUAAAGAUUUGGACUGGAAUGGAUUGCUUCGACAGAAAGCCGAAUUCAUUCCACAGUUGGAAUCUGAGGAUGACACGAGCUAUUUUGACACCCGGUCAGAACGGUACCAACACCUGGAUUCAGAAGAGGAGGAGGACACAAAUGAUGAUGAUCACGUGGAAAUUAGGCAGUUCUCCUCAUGCUCGCCGAGGUUCAGCAAGGUGUACAGCAGCAUGGAGCGUCUUUCCAUCCACGAAGAGAGGAAGACUCCACCACCAACUAAACGGAGCCUGAGUGAAGAAAAAGAUGACCGAUUAGACAGCCUUGGUGGCUUGAAGGGUCGGGACCGCAGCUGGGUGAUUGGAUCUCCUGAAAUACUGCGUAAGCGCCUGUCCAUGUCUGAGUCUUCGCACACGGAGAGCGACUCCAGCCCGCCCUUGACGGUGCGCCGGCGCUGCUCGGGGCUCCUCGACAUGCCCCGCUUUGCCAUCUCGGCCGAGGAGGAGGGCGGCGUGCUCAAGCGGCCGCAGUCGGAGGGCAUGCUGCUGUGCGCCGGGCCGGCCCGCGAGGGGCUGCCCCUGCCCAUCCCAGAGCAGCCCGUGGAGCAAGAGCCGCAGCUCGAGGGCGAUGUGGGACCCACAACCCCCUCCACGGCCGCCAGCAGCGCCUCGACGCUGACGGCUGGGAGCACUGCAGAUUUCUCUGAUCCACGCGCUCGCAGUAAUAGCAAUGAAGGCCCAGACUUUACCACUCCAAAAGCCAUCAGCGAUUUGGCAGUGCGGCGGGCACGACACAGGUUGCUCUCUGGGGAAUCAGGGGAGAAACGUACCUCGAGACCUGUCAAUAAAGUGAUUAAAUCAGCAUCCGCUACUGCCUUGUCUCUCCUGAUUCCCUCAGAUCACCACACGUGUUCCCCAUUGGCUAGUCCAAUGUCACCUCAUUCUCUAUCCUCAAACCCAUCUUCGAGGGACUCCUCACCCAGCCGCGACUUUUCUCCUGCUAUCGCAAACCUGAAACCACCAAUCAUCAUCCAUCGGGCUGGAAAGAAAUAUGGUUUCACUCUCCGUGCCAUUCGCGUCUAUAUGGGUGACAGUGAUAUCUACACUGUGCAUCACAUGGUCUGGCACGUGGAGGAAGGCGGUCCGGCCAACGAAGCAGGCCUGCGUGAAGGGGAUCUGAUAACCCAUGUCAACGGGGAGCCUGUCCAUGGCCUGGUGCACACGGAAGUGGUGGAGCUGAUCCUGAAGAGUGGAAAUAAAGUGUCCAUCUCGACCACGCCAUUUGAGAACACGUCGAUCAAAGUUGGGCCAGCUCGAAAGGCCAGCUACAAAUCCAAGAUGGCUCGUAGGAACAAGAAAAGCAAAACUAAAGAUGGUCAGGAAAGUAAGAAGAAGAGUUCUUUGUUCAGGAAGAUCACUAAACAAGCGUCACUGCUUCACACCAGCCGUAGUUUGUCUUCUCUAAACCGCUCGCUCUCUUCUGGAGAAAGUGUACCUGGUUCUCCAACUCACAACCUGUCUCCUCGAUCACCUACGCAGAGUUACAGAUCCACACCCGAGUCUGUACACUCAGUUGGUGGCAAUUCUUCCCAGAGCAGCUCUCCCAGUUCCAGUGUCCCCAAUUCUCCAGCCAGUUCUGGACACAUCCGACCCAGUUCUCUGCAUGGACUGGCACCAAAGCUUCAAAGGCAGUAUAGAUCUCCAAGGCGUAAAUCUGCAGGAAAUAUCCCUCUGUCACCACUAGCUCACACUCCGUCACCAACGCCCCAGUCCACAUCCCCGCAGCGCUCCCCUUCUCCUUUACCAGGGCAUUCGGUUGGCAGCUCCAGUAUUAUUCAGUCAUUUCCAGUAAAACUACACUCCUCUCCGCCACUAGUAAGACAAAUUUCUCGGCCCAAAAGUGCUGAGCCCCCUAGGUCUCCUUUGCUGAAGAGAGUCCAGUCGGCGGAGAAACUGGCUGCCUCACUGUCGUCGUCUGAGAAGAAGCUGGCUUCUUCGCGAAAGCAUAGCUUGGAUAUUUCUCAUUCUGAAUUUAAGAAGGAAAUGCUACAGAGGGAUCCUAGUCUCCAGAGCUUACAAGAAUCUGCGAAUGAAACAACAGGUGGAAAGCUUGGACUAGCGGAAAAGGGGAUGUUGCAGAAGCCAGGCUCCAGGAAGCUGGGUGCUAUUCGACAAGACAGGGUGGAGAGGAGAGAGUCUCUGCAAAAGCAGGAGGCCAUAAGAGAAGUAGAUUCCUCAGAAGAUGAAACGGAUGAUGGUUCAGAGGAUAGUCAGGAUGGAAGAAGACUGGACAAGCCACCUGACAAUGGAGACCAAGGCUCCGAUUCUUUUAACGAGGAUAAGUUUUCCUCUAAAUUGGAAAGCAAGGAUAGUAUUGAAGAUGAUGCCUUUCUACCCGAAGAGCCAAAAGGUACGGAAGAUUUGCAGAAGGUAAAUAAUCAGCAAGCCAAGGCUGUUUCAGAGCUGCUGCAAGCUAGCGUGCACCCUUCCCCAUCAGAGGCCCUCCCAAGAACUGCUCCAGAAAAAUUAGCUAACUCAGAAAAGCCAUUCCUAAGAUCAGAAACAACUGCAAAGGAACAUAAAUUGCCAGAAAACAAAACUUUUGAGUAUUUUAGUAAAGAAGACAAGUCUUAUGAAGCAAUCAAAGACUUAGGGAAAACUACUAGUACUCCAAAAACAAUAGAUCACACAGAACAUAUACAGUGCCCAUCCAUGAAACCUCUUAAACUUGAACAAGGUGACUCUUCAGGGGCCUCGUGCGGUAAGCUUGACUUGAAAGACUCUCUGCUAACAGAAAUCAGUCAGAAAAAACACGACUCUAAACCUCUGCUAGCUCUUUCUCCAUGUUGCAUGGCAAGCGUGAGCGUUACGCUCUCAAUGAGCCGCAGGGAUGGCAGUGCCGAGGGUCGCAAAGAGACACUGCAGCCUGUAGAGCACAGCAGCCCCUUUCUGUCUCCUGGAAGCAGGAGUGAAACAUCCCCCAAAAGUCCUAGUACCGAAAAACAGCCCAGCUUGUCCCAGACAGAGAGUGUUUCAGCUGCUACCAAAAUGAGCCAGGGCAGUGCCCCGGGUACUGCGUCCUCGUUUCUUGUCCCCAGCGCUAUUGAAAGAGCGCUCUCCGUGUCCCAGCUAGUACCGCUGGCGCAGAGCGUCUUGGGACCUCUGAAGCUCAGUAUGGCUGGUUCUGGCGAGCCGGAAAAGAGGAAGGAUUUACCCCGUUUGGGUGCCUCCUGUAAAGAGGAGAGGGAUUCAAAACAAAAAAAGCAGGAAACUUUGCAAGCAGGACCAUGUCAAGAGAGAGCCAAACCUCCUAGCACCGGCAGCCUGACCACAAGGAGCGGAUCCUACACGGAGUCACUGCAUGCAGCGAAGCCGUGGGAGGCGACGUGUCCCGUGGGGGCAAAAAAGGAGCCAACUUUUUGCAGUUCUAAGUCAUCUGAAGCUUUGGGAAGUAGCUGCAAAAGUGCUCCGUCGAAGGAGCUCUCGCACGCUCUGGGACAGCCCGUUUUGGGGGCCUCUCCUCUGCCAGAUGGCAGCACAAGGCCCUGCAAAGACGGGACUCUCAGGCAAGGAAAAAGCAAAGAGGUUGGAAGUCAGUUAAAAGUACAAGACUUUCCUCUGUCACAUGAUGGUGCUGUGAAGAAAACAUAGCAGCAUCCCUGGUACACACAGACUGGAGCAUUCCCCAUUCGAGAUAGAGACUGCAUGUUUGAAUUUUGUAAUAUACACUAAUAUAAAAUAGAACUUGUGUACAUCUAUUUUUGGGAGGGUUUUUUUCAUACUGGUUUUUGUGUUUUUUUCAUCCUUGCUAUUCUAUUUUUGUACACAGUAAUGCUUGCCAUUUGAGGUCUCUCUAGAACAGGGUAUCUUUAAAGCAGGGCUUAAGAAACAGUUUGCUGAUUUUUUCCCCUUCCUGCCCUUUUAUUUUGCCCUGGGUUUAGGGCCUGUUGUGCUCUUCUCUCCAACUCCUCGUUGAUUUGAGAUCCCCAAAAUUCGGAGUCCAAAAAAGGCAGCUUACUUUAAAAUCUUUGCUUUUCAACCUUCUCUUUCAAGUGUCAUUGAAAUUCACAAAUUUCAAGUAUUUGCUCUGAAUUUACAGGCCAGUUUUCUUUGACAAGGAGGACAAAAUACUCUCUUGUCCCUGAGUUAUUCUGGAAAUACAAACCCUCUUCAAUGGUACUAGGGCCUCUUUGUCACUGUAGGCAUUUACCAUCCUACAUAAACCUUCGAGUCCCUCGCCUCCACAUCCUUAGGCUAGGAUGGAGGGAUCAGACAGAGGGAUAUUCCUAUCUUCUCUUUAAACCAAUUACAAAUAUUUUUUCAAUGGAAUUAUCAGAGAAAAACUUCCACUCUGUAAGCUGUUUUUCUGGUGGGGAUUGAUCGUUUUUACUUAUCCUUUAUGGGACACAAGGUGACUCUUUCCCCUGCAUUUUUAAAAUUUUAAUGAUAUUUCAUCUUCCCUUCUCUGGCUUCAGUUUGUAACUUGCCCUGCCUCAGAAUAAAUGACCCCCAGGAAAGGGGUGCCAUGUAGGUUGAUUUUAAAGUAGGGAAAUUUAUAGUCAUGUGUUCUUCAGUAUGGCUUGGGCAAAGUUACCUCGAUGAUGAAUGAGCUUUGGAGACUUUUCCUUCUCUUGGUGAGUCUAAGUAAGUAGGGAUUUUAAGGUGUUCCUUAAUAGUUCUGAACUAGGGCUUGGAAAACUCAACCGAGUUUUCCAAGUCUGCCUGUUAAAAAAAAAAAAAAAAAAUCCUAUGAGGAGUCCUGACUCCUUGAGUUCUGUGGACAAGCUGCAAGCAGACUUCAAAACCCAUGUGAUAUCUCAAGAUUUCAGCUUUGACAGCUAGGUCAUUUCCACUGCUGAGGUCACUUGGUUCCUUUAAAAAUUACUAUUCGCUCUUAGGUUUAGACAUUGCUUUGCUUUAAGUGUGACUGGCUCUGGAUAACAGUGCUCUUUGCUGAGGUUUAGAUCAAUAGUAAUACACCAGUAAACGUGUCGAAUGGUGAUACCUAUAGCACUGUAAGCCAUUUCUUCAUCCGAUUAAAGGUUCCUGUCAAUGAACACUCCCGUCAUUUUUCCCAGAUUGUGCUCAGCUUUUAUUCCCGUCUUGUCUGAGUAUAUCUUCCUGUGGAUCACCUCAGUAUCUAGUGUCCUGCUCACUGGCUUACUCUGUUAGCAGCAGACUGACUGUGCAACAGUAUCUCAAGGCUAAAAACUGCAUCUGUUGGUCUGGUUCCGUUAUACUGCUGCCUCUUCCGUUGUCUCAGCCUCUUUGAAACUUGAAGUUUUGAUUCACUUUCCCAAAAUGUAAAUAUGGUUUUUAUAUAGGAAUAUAUUUUCUCCAUCUCUUUCGACUUGAUUUCAACUCAAGCCGCAGAUCACAAAAAAUCUCUGUAACCCUGCCCUGUCCCUUUCUGUAUAACCAUUUUUUUCUAAUCUGUAUCUGAUUUUUGGCUGCUUGGAUUUCAUUUCUGGACCAAGUUUUGAUUUGGUUUGAGCUUUUCUUUAACAUAUUUAAACUAGUGUUUACUCUGUGUGUCUGUGUGAACAUGUAUGGUGUUUUUAAUACACUAGCAAAAGCCUCAAAACUCCCAGAUAACCUGUAAAUAAAUCUUGCUGUGACAGUAUUGAGAGCAGGGUCUGCUGGACUGUCUCUUUGCUCUUUCUGCUGGAAUUCGUAGGCUAUGCGUGUGCACUCGGUUUGCAAUUAUAAACCACAGUAUUUCCACCACCCUGUCAGGGUCCUAGGUGUCUCCAGCCUUUCGAAGGACUCUUACUGAUGAGUAUCAUUCUGUGCGGAUUUUGGAGCAAUAGCAAGUAGGGAACAGAUUUGGCAGGAUCUGAUGCUUGAUCUGGCUGGUUUUCUCCCCGAUGGGUUGAUCUACUAAAAAAUUGCUGAGAAACAAGGUCUGCUUGGCGGUACAGCAUAAAAUAAAAUUCAUGGGAAUAAUGAAAAAUUGAUUCAGCAUCAUGAUUCUGUGGUAAUUUUGAAGAGGAGUCUUGAGUUUAUCUCUAGAGAGUGCCUAGCCUUGGCAAGAUGUAGCCCAGGGAAGUCUCUGUAUAAAAUAAGUAGCGAGUCCAGGGUUGCGCGAGGACGUGGUUCGACCUUGCGUGUCCCCAUCUCCUUCUCCAGCGUGGAGAUGCAGCUUAUUCUGUGUGUGUGCUCUGAGCAUCUGUGGGGGGAUCUGGAUUUAAAAAAGCUAAAGGGAAAAAACAAACCACUGCUCUUAAGAAAGGGCUUUUUAACCUAGCUGGUUCUGAGCAUUCAGCUCAGCUCGUUAGUUGAACAAGCUUAAUGGUGGGAGCAGGGGGUUGCUGGGGCUGCUGAAAACAGGCAGGGUACGAGGGGGUGGCGGUGCCAAGUGAUGCUUCUUGUAUCCCUCCUCUCUGAUGCACGAAUUUUCCAGUUUAGGAGGAAAUGAAAAUGCCGUCUGCAUUUUACAUGCGUAUUAAGUCCUCUUCUGGGGCACUAUAAAUGAGGGGAGGGAGGACCAAAACCACGUUUUCCACGAUACACAGUGUACUCUAGUGCUUCUGAACGUGUUUUCAGCACGGUACCUAAGGGCUCUGGCAGCGCUAGCCCAGGAGAGGGGUUUUGAUUACGUCUGUGCUAGGACCGCUGGGGUCCUUGCGGGAUGUGCAGAUUGGGAUGUGACCGUCUGAAGGCACCAGCUGUGUUAGCUGCUGUCUCCCUCUCUGCAGCCAGCAGUUCCAGAGGCGAAUUUCAGUGUUAACUUUUUUUUUUUUAAAGAUGAAUGCAAAACCUUGGUGUGUCACAGCUUUCGCUGCUUUUGCCCAAAUUGGCCAAAGAAGAGGUGAGAUAUGUAUUUGGCCACCUCCUUUGUAGCUACGGUACAGUGACCAGUGCAAUUUUAAGAACCUGCCUUUCUGGAAGCCAAAGCCAAACAGCGUUACCAGGAAAGCAUCUAUUCCUAGGAAAGCCUCAUAUCCCCUGUCAGUCCUGGAAGUGCUGCCAUAUGCCAGGUGCACUAUCUUCCCGGUUGCACGCUCUUGCAAGUUUAUAUGGUGCAUCGUAGCAAGACUUUUCAGUAAGAAGUUUGGGUUUUUUUCCGUGAAAAUGUGAUACUAAAGCAGAAUCAUACACCAGUAUUUAUUACUGCUAAGUAUUGCUUAACUGGCUCUCCUGAUAACCUUGCAAGCCUGGGGGGUGAUGAGAUGGUGGAAAACCCUGUAUGUGAAGAGUGAGAGUGUGUUUAUGUGCAUGGUGGCACCGUGUAGCUUUUCCCAGUGCAAGACGUCGUGACCCGUGUUAGCUGAAUGCAGCAUUCAGCGAGCUGGGAAUUUGGCCUCCGUAAAUAACACCGAGGCAGGUUAGGUAGGAGGUAGAAGUGCGCGUGCGUGUGUGCUGUUUGGUGAGUGAGAUACGCACAUAACCAUCCACAUGUGUUGCUUUCCCGAUUCGUUUCCCUGUUUCGUUCUGUUGGUUUGGAUGCGUUUCUCACCUCUUGUUGCUUCUGGAAUUGCGGUGCAGAACUCGGUUCCAGCCCUUGCCGCUCUUCCUCGUUUCCGCAUCCAGCCCGUGCAUUCCUGCACCAUGCCUCCUUCCAGUGUUACUUUCCCCUUUGUCUCUUACUGUUGCAAACGAAGAGAAAUGGAUGAUAUUUAUUGUAAAUAUUAGACUUUAGCAUUGUAAUGGCCACUCCUGGGUCUGAAUGUCAGAGGCCUUUGGCUGCUAAUAUACUAAAGAGCGCUUGCUGGGGGAGUGGGUAGGAGUGAGCAGUGGUUUUGGUUUCCACACUUGCAUAACGGUGUGAUUUGGAGUUUUGUUUUGUUUUUUUCUUCCGAAGAGGGGAGGAUAAAGUCUUUCUCUGGUUUUCUCUUACUGGAUGUGAAGGAUAAUUCUGUACUUCUAGUAGAAGAUUUGACAGAAGUGUGUGUUUACGUUGUGUUCAAUUACCAUAUCCAGGUGGCUUGAGAGCACCUUCUAAGCUGGGCUCUGUCAAGCUGUGUCACUCAGCACUUAGCUAGAAAAGAGAAAAGUGUGGAAUUUACGUGUUUUUAGAAACUUGAACAAUUGCCACAUAAUAGCAGUGCAAUAAUUUUUAUUCAUGUUGUACCUGCAUGUUGAUGUUCAAAUCCUCCUCCAAAAUAAAAAAAUUUUUUUACAUAAA
Dromaius novaehollandiae (emu) is the source of this 11068-nucleotide messenger RNA. RefSeq names its product microtubule associated serine/threonine kinase 2 (gene MAST2). Gene Ontology annotation, biological process: intracellular signal transduction; peptidyl-serine phosphorylation; cytoskeleton organization. Gene Ontology annotation, cellular component: microtubule cytoskeleton. The transcript is spliced from 29 exons. Lineage: Eukaryota; Metazoa; Chordata; Aves; Casuariiformes; Dromaiidae. Gene Ontology annotation, molecular function: protein serine/threonine kinase activity; microtubule binding; magnesium ion binding. The record is from RefSeq and is a predicted model, not a curated record. Bases 997 to 6591 code for a protein of 1864 amino acids.